CCGUCAUUAACCCGAUUGAUGUUUCUAUGAUGGACCAAGAAUAUGAUCAUUCUUCUUUCAUAAAGAGACUAUAGAAUUUACAAGGAUAUAAGUGUUACUAUCAGAUUUUAUUGCAGCUCAAUGUAGUUAGGCCAAACCUUAGACCUCAUCCACGCUGUUAAACUGCGCGUGGGAUUUGCAGUUAGGUAAUCGGAAUACAGAACGGUUAAAGGGUACGGUUGUGGGUUACCACAAUCUUGUCCCCGUUUUAACUUUAUCUCUAACCUCUGAAUGAAGAACACCGCAGCAAGCAGGAAACUAACUUUGUCAACAUGGGCAGCUGAAAUUUCUUCAACUGGGUGCUCUUAAUCCAUUUUAGCUAGCUACCCCCUUUGUGAACUUUCAAAACAAAAUGUAUCCCGGCGGAUUCAUUGCUGAAGUUGUAGGCCUGUCUCCUAAAGUAACGGAGAAAGAUGUUGGCGAUUUCUUUUCAUACUGUGGUGCACUUGAGCAUGUUGAAAUCAUCAGAAAUGGCGAAGACACUUGUUCUGCAUAUGUGACAUUUAAAGAUGCUUAUGCUUUGGAAACUGCUGUUUUGCUCAGUGGAGCUACAAUUGCAGAUCAACCCAUAUGCAUAAUACGGUGGGGGACAAAUGAAGAUGAAUCUCACCCUUGGGGCAGUCCAUGGAACUUUGAAGAGAAUUCUGGCUCAACGCAGGUCACUCAUAUGGAUCGAUAUGCUUCUACUCCUGGAGAAGCAAUAACAGUUGCUCAGGAAGUUGUGAAAACAAUGCUGGCUAAGGGAUAUGUUCUGAGCAAAGAUGCACUAGUCAAAGCAAAACACCUGGACGAGACCUAUGGACUCUCUGCUAAGGCUGCAGCCAAGGUUGUUGAGCUUGGCGACAGAAUUGGGCUCAACGAUAAGCUUUCUGCUGGAGUCAAAGUUGCAAAAUCUGUGGAUGAGAAGUAUCAUGUUGUAGAAAUCACCAAAACAGCUGCAACAGUUACUGGAAACGCUGCUGUAACCGCUGCAACUUUUACUGGUAGAACUGCUAAAGCAGCUGGUACUGCAGUAGUCAAUAGCACCUACUUUGCAAAGGGUGCUCUUUGGGUUUCUGGAGUCUUAGAACGCGCAGCUAAAGCUGCAGCGGAUUUAGAGGGAGUGAAAAGUUUGCUCUGGUGAAUUGUCUAGGCUCUCCAUGAUUGGCGGGGACCUCAUCAUAUAUGGUCUGAACUUAAUGUGUUAUAUGAGAUCAUCAAGUAAAACCUUAUCAAUUCAGGUCCAGAGACCCUUGAUGGCUUGAGACAAGUCCUUUUCAGUUCAUUUGGCUCCGUCAGAUGCGCCAUUGCCUGAUAUAAUCACGGAUUUUUAUGGCUUUUUCGAAUCCAUAUAUGCUGGAAUGUAGGUCUUUCUUUUUGUUUCUAUCAUUUCAACUGGAAUGUGAACAUGGACCACAGUCUAAUUCUCCAUGACCCAGAUGGAAAGUGACCAUUCUAACUGGUCCUGCAUGGAGGGCAACUAGGAAACAGUCUGUGAGGUAAUUGGCAGGUCUUACAAGGCGAGCGCACCAAACAAAAGGUGAAGACAAUCGACUCCUGGAAUUUUCUGAAAAGCAAUACUUGGAAUUUAAUUUCAACAUCAGUUUACUUUAUAGUAGUUAUUUGUGACCAUUAUCAUAUAUGUUUACACUAUAAAGCAUCGGCUGCAAGGUUGUUGCUUUCAUAUUUAAUUAGUCAGCUGAUAAAACUUUACUAAAUCAAAGUUACUCUGUCAACCAACCUUUAAUUUUCUUAAUAAAUUACCUCUUCUUGUCUGCCAA
This is a messenger RNA of Mangifera indica (mango), 1799 nucleotides long. RefSeq names its product binding partner of ACD11 1-like. The record is from RefSeq and is a predicted model, not a curated record. The coding region runs from base 392 to 1162 and encodes 256 amino acids. NCBI's taxonomy places the organism in Eukaryota, Viridiplantae, Streptophyta, Magnoliopsida, Sapindales, Anacardiaceae. The transcript is spliced from 6 exons. Gene Ontology annotation, molecular function: RNA binding.